AUGGUGACAAAGUUCUACCAACACCUCCUGGCCUUGGUAUUUGCCAUAAAUGAGAUCAAUGAGAAUCCCAAAAUCUUGCCCAAUGUCACACUUGGAUAUCAUAUCUAUGACAGUUACUAUGAUGUUAGGAUGACCUAUCGUACCAUUCUGGAUCUGCUCUUCAAUUUUCACAGACUAGUUCCCAACUACAAAUAUGACACCCAGAAAUAUACAAUAGCUGUCAUAGGUGGACUUGGCUCAGAUAUCUCCUCUCGCAUGUCUGACAUGUUAGAUCUUUACAGGAUUCCACAGCUUGCAUAUGGCUCGUUUGCCUCACAGGAGGGAGAUAGAACAGAAUCACCUCCUUUUUAUCGUAUGGUUCCAAAUGAAGCCCAGCAGUGUAAAGGAAUAGUCCAGUUACUUCUCCAUUUUGGAUGGACAUGGGUUGGACUCUUUGCUGUAAAUGACAACAGUGGAGAACAUUUUGUGCAGCAGCUGGAAUCAUUGUUUUCCCAGAAAGGAAUAUGCUUAGCCUUCUCAGAAAGACUUCCGAGCCAAAUCCGCCUAGAUACAUGGAGUCAUGUUAAUUAUUUAACUGCAAAUACAUAUCUUCAAUUCUCAGACAGCAAAGUUAGAUCAUUUAUCAUCUAUGGAGAAUCUAGGACCAUUAUAACACUGCACAUUUUGAUGCUCCUUGGAGAUGCUUCAUAUAAAAAGAACAUAUCAUUGAGAAAAGUGUGGAUUAUGACAGCCCAGGUUGAUUUUGCGUUAUCAGGCAUUCAAAGGACCUGGGAUUUCCAGUUCUUCCAUGGUGCUCUUUUCUUCUCAAUGCAGUCAAACAACCUCCGAGGAUUUCAGACAUUUCUUCAUAAGAUCAAACCUGGCUUGACCCAGGGAGAUGGUUUCCUCAAGGAUUUCUGGGAGCAAGCAUUCGACUGUUCAUUUCUAGAUCUCCAGGGGCCAAUGGAAGGCAAUGAUGUAUGUACAGGGGAACAGAGCCUAGACAGUCUUCCCGGGCCUGUUUUUGAAAUGCCCAUGACUGGCCAUAGCUACAGCAUCUAUAAUGCCGUCUAUGCUGUGGCACAUGCUUUGAAUACCAUGUACACAUCUAGAUUUGAUAACAGAGCAUUAAUGGAUGGUAAAGGACUUCAUGUUCAGAAUCUACAACCUUGGCAGCUUCACCCAUUUCUUCAACGUGUUUUGUUUAACAACUCAGCUGGAGAAAGAGUUUGUUUUAAGGAUAGGGAAAUGGAAGCUGGAUUUGAUAUAAUGAACCUGGUCACCUUUCCAAACAAGUCCUUUGUCAGAGUUACAGUUGGAAGAGUGAAUUCCAAUGCUCCUGAAGGACAAGAAUUAAUUAUUAAUGAGGACAGAAUUGUGUGGCAGACCAAUUUUAAUCAGAUUGCGCCCAUUUCUGUGUGCAAUAAUUACUGCCUCCCUGGUUUCCUGAAGAAAAAGAAGGAAGGGGAAAAAUUUUGCUGCUAUGGUUGUGCCCCAUGCCCUGAAGGGGAGAUUUCAGACCAGAAGGAUAUGGAUGACUGUAAAAAAUGUCCAGACAAUCAGUAUCCAAACAAGGACCAAGAUGGAUGCAUCCCCAAAGUUCUAAGUUUCCUGAGUUUUGAUGGACUUUUAGGGACUAGUUUGUCCUCAGCGGCUGUUUCUUUUUCCAUUAUCACAGUUUUAGUGUUAGGAAUCUUCAUUAAGCACAAAGACACGCCUAUAGUCAAAGCCAAUAACCAAGAUAUUUCCUACACUCUCCUCAUCUCCCUCUUGUUCUGCUUCCUCUGUUCUUUGUUAUUUCUUGGAUAUCCUGGAAAAGUGACCUGCUUCCUCCAACAGUCCACUUUCGGCUUCAUCUUUUCUGUGGCUGUUUCUUGUAUUUUGGCCAAAACCAUCACUGUGGUUGUAGCUUUCAUGGCCACCAAACCAGGGUCCAGCAUAAGGAAGUGGGUGGGGAAAAAGCUGGCCAACUCAAUUCUUCUUUCUUGUUCCCUCGUUCAAGCAGUCAUUUCUAUGGUGUGGCUAGGAACCUCUCCUCCUUUCCCAGAUUUUGACUUCCAGUCACUGCCUAGAGAGAUUGUGGCAGAAUGUAACAAAGGGUCUGUCAUUAUGUUUUAUAUGGUCCUCGGCUACAUGGGAUUUCUGUCCAUCAUAACCUUGAUUGUUGCUUUCUUUGCCCGGAAGUUACCAGACAGUUUUAACGAAGCCAAGUUCAUCACCUUCAGCAUGCUGAUCUUUUGCAGUGUUUGGGUGUCUUUUGUUCCAACCUACCUGGGCACCAAAGGGAAAUACAUGGUGGCUGUGGAGAUCUUCUCUAUCUUGACCUCCAGUGCUGGGUUACUGGCUUGUGUCUUUAUGCCAAAAUGCUACAUAAUUGUGCUGAGGCCGGAGUUGAACAAGAGGGAGCAAAUGAUAAGAACCGCCCCCUAA
This is a messenger RNA of Eublepharis macularius, 2409 nucleotides long. RefSeq names its product vomeronasal type-2 receptor 26-like. NCBI's taxonomy places the organism in Eukaryota, Metazoa, Chordata, Lepidosauria, Squamata, Eublepharidae. Gene Ontology annotation, molecular function: G protein-coupled receptor activity. Bases 1 to 2409 code for a protein of 802 amino acids. Gene Ontology annotation, cellular component: membrane. Gene Ontology annotation, biological process: G protein-coupled receptor signaling pathway. The transcript is spliced from 5 exons. The record is from RefSeq and is a predicted model, not a curated record.